Molecule: messenger RNA, 1881 nt
Organism: Aspergillus costaricaensis CBS 115574
Lineage: Eukaryota; Fungi; Ascomycota; Eurotiomycetes; Eurotiales; Aspergillaceae
Exons: 5
Coding region: 1-1881 (626 amino acids)
Biological process (GO): DNA-templated transcription
Molecular function (GO): DNA binding; zinc ion binding
Source: RefSeq, a predicted model, not a curated record
AUGGAAACGACUGGACACAAGGAUGUCAUACAUGGGAUGCAGUUCUCCUCUCAAGUGUGCAACUGUAGAACGUCUGGAGCUGCCUGUGUCACAUCUAAGCAACUCAAAAGGCGAACGCGGCCCAGAAGGCACCUUGAGCAACAAGAAAGGUUGUUGGACGAGCUCAGGGUCCAGAAUGAGAAUUUGCAGCGCGAAAUCCAGCAACUACGUGCUAGCCAUUCUAGGAAUAUUGACACAUCUGUGUGGAAUGAUACUUCAAGUGGACUUCAAGCCCCCAAUUAUCCAGUACUGCAAGUUGCAGGUUCGUCUGAUGCGGCAACUACUCCAACUCAACAAACUCAACCUAUCAUAAAGCAUCUGGGACGCUUAGUGCCCUUAACACCGAGUGUCAAUCGAUUCGCAGGAUCAACAACAGGGAUAUAUUUCAUACGCUGUGCCGAAUCAGUAUAUAAAUCUCUUUUCCACCAAGAAGAAGGUUUUCCAGAUGUUGUUAAUCGGCUCCAUUUACUCGGAGCUUGCCCAGAAUAUUCCCAACAUCUGCAUUUUUUGAACUCGAUUGAUCUUUCUCGACCACCACAUUUCAUGCUCGAUAAGCCACGAGCAUUUUACCUGGAGUGCAACACUUACUACCUUAAUGCCCUGGAAUGCGCUCGGUUAACGACUGCACCUGAAAAUGAGGACUUUCCAGGACUUCAGUCCCUACUUUUAACCUGUCUAUAUCUCCAACUUACACGGAAGCACGAUGAGUGGAUACAACUAUCUGGUCAGGUUGUUCGACUUGCACAGUGCCUAGGUCUCCAUCGACAUUCCCGACGCUUCCAAUUUUGUGCUGGAGAGAUGGAGGUAAGAAAACGCAUAUGGUGGUGCGUUUACGCUGUAGAUGUUGCCUGUAGCGUAGUACACGGUCUGCCGAAAAUGAUCCAGGACGAUGAUGUGGAUACCGACCUACCUGUUGACACGGAUCUGGACGACGCGAGUGCCACUGACAUACUACUCCCCCUUCCGGGAGAGACAACAAGCAUGGCUACAUUCAUCCUCUACGUGAAAUUGCUCAGGAUAUUCUCCAGCUGCCUCAAGUCGCUAUAUACGACUACCAAACGACGUAAUGGUGUCGCCAAAAUUACUGCACUGGACCACGAGCUCUCGGUGUGGCGCCAUAGUGUAGUCCAGUUCCAAGGAAAUGAGAUGAAAGACCAUGAAGAUGGUCUACCGGACACUCUUCAUAUGAACUCAGCAGAUCAGUUUUUUGAGACACUAUUCCUGCUCUUCUUAGGAAACGUGGCUGUUGUCUUGAUUCAUCAGCCAGCAUUGACAUUCGACCCGAAGCACCCUCAAUUCAUGAAGAGCCUGUCGAGGUGCAUUCGUGCAGCACUCAAUAUACUCAGUAUGUUGGGAAGCAAUCAUGAUGACCGGAGACUUCAUUGCCUGUUCCCGAACAAGUCAUCCAUAGUCUUCCAGUCGACACUGCUGUGCUUCUAUCAUCAAUGGACGUGCACGGCGGCUUCAUUAACGCCAAGCCACAAUCUUAAUCCCUUGAUGGGCAGAGUAGUAGAUACUGCCCUCAAGCUCCUAGAUAUGCACAAGACGGAACUGGUUUCUUCUGAUACCGGUUCAAACACAAGUAUUGACAUUCGUACGAUCUCAGCUGCUGAAGACCUUUUUCGGUUGUUUUCCAGUCGCAUGGAACGCGGCAGACACCCGUCAGAGUCACUUGAAGCUUCUUCGAUGACUCAAAAGUCUUCCUCAUCAAUGGGAUUUACACCGCCAGCUGGCAUCAGUAAUCAUGAACUAGGGAACUUUGAACGUGAGUCACAGAUGAUCACGUUUCCUCUUGACUUUGGGAUAUUGGAACGCGAUAUCCUCGAUUUUGACUGGCCUUGA